Messenger RNA from Hypomesus transpacificus, 1699 nucleotides. It is a transcript of the gene meox2b, whose product is annotated as mesenchyme homeobox 2b. The transcript has 3 exons. Gene Ontology annotation, cellular component: nucleus. The record is from RefSeq and is a predicted model, not a curated record. Bases 476 to 1348 code for a protein of 290 amino acids. NCBI's taxonomy places the organism in Eukaryota, Metazoa, Chordata, Actinopteri, Osmeriformes, Osmeridae. Gene Ontology annotation, molecular function: DNA-binding transcription factor activity, RNA polymerase II-specific; RNA polymerase II cis-regulatory region sequence-specific DNA binding. Gene Ontology annotation, biological process: positive regulation of transcription by RNA polymerase II.
UACCCUCCCUUGCGCUCUCUCUCUCUUGCUUCCCCUCUCUUUCCCUCUCUCACACAACUUCCCUGGAACCACCUUCCUUGUCCACACUGGCCCCGACCGUCUCUCCUGUCACCCGAGAUCCUCCUCAGUCUCCCUGUGUUUACCCGCGCGCCGCCUGGCAACCGUCCGCAUGCUCAGGAUUAUCGGAGGCCCUGCCUUUCAACGCCAGCGUCUCUGCCUUCCAGCAGCCCGAUUCUCUGGGAAAUACAGGGCUGGAGGUGCGAGUUGAGUGGGGCCGUGGAGGAGUGCUGUGAUUUAGGCUUCCCACCUCCGUGCUUUCUCUUUCACCCCCCUUUCUCCCCACUCUCUCUCUCUCUCUCUCUCUCUCUCUCUCUCUCGCUCCCUCUUUCUCCCUCCUCUGUGGUGCUCUCACUCGUGUUGACUUGGGAAGCUUUGGUCCAGCCAGGCGGACAGGGCCGGGUGGAUACCACGAACGAUGGAUCACUCUCUGUUCGGCUGUCUGCGCAGCCCUCAUGCCCCCACGCAGGGCCUACACCCCGCCUUCACGCAGUCGCCCCUCACCCUGCACGGGCGCUCUGACCACGUCUCCUACCCAGACCUGCCGGGUUCCUCGCCCACCUGCGGCUACCCGGGGGAGGACGUCUAUGGAGCGCCACCCCACCGAGGGCACCUGCCUCAGCAGCAUCCCCACCACCCGCAGCACCAGUCUGGAUGGCAUGUGCAGCAGAUGCCCUCGCCCAACGGCAGGCACGCCCUCUGCCUGCCACCGCCCGACACCUCCGCCCAGGAACUCUGUGCGGGAGCGGCCAAUCUCUGCGGCAGCAACAACCCCAGUCUGGGGAACAGUGACUCCGUGGGGGUGGCGUGCGUGUCCGGGGACUAUGGGCGCCAGACGGUAUCUCCAGAGCAUUCGGACAGGCGGAACAGUAAAGGGAAGAGUGAUAGCUCAGAUUCCCAAGACGGGAGCUAUAAGUCAGACGUGAACAGCAAACCCAGGAAGGAGCGCACGGCGUUCACCAAGGAACAGAUUCGGGAACUGGAGUCAGAGUUUGCACACCACAACUAUCUGACGCGACUGAGGCGCUAUGAGAUAGCUGUCAACCUUGACCUGACAGAAAGACAAGUCAAGGUGUGGUUCCAGAACAGGAGGAUGAAGUGGAAGAGAGUGAAGGGUGGUCAGCAAGGGGCUGCGGCUCGCGAGAAGGAACUGGUGAACGUGAAAAAAGGAACGUUGCUGCCAUCUGAGUUUUCCGGCAUGGUGGGAUUGCAUCACUCGCCACUAGCCAGCUCGCCCGCAAACGAGGACAGUCACGACAGUGACCAGAGCUCUGAGCAUGCCCACUUAUGACCCCUCUGCUGGCCACGCCCACCUGCCAGAGGCACCGCCUCCUCCUCUCUCAGGAAUCAGCUACAGGAGCUCUUCAGGAACACUGUUUGAUCAUCAACAAAGAGUGACCGGAGACGGAAGCUGACGUGGAAGAGAUGAUGAACGACUUGUUGUGUGCAGCAAGAUGUGUUAAACAGACGUGUCAAAAAUAUAUUAUUCUUGAUUUGAGCAAAGCCACCCCGAGACUGUACAUUGGGAUAAAAAUGUUGUGAACAUUCCACAGAUGCUUUGCAUUGAAAACUGGCUUGGAUUUUGCACUGUAGAGAAUUUGCUUACGUCAAAUUCUACUGUAAUAACUCAAAAAGGCGUGUA